Molecule: messenger RNA, 2622 nt
Organism: Grammomys surdaster
Lineage: Eukaryota; Metazoa; Chordata; Mammalia; Rodentia; Muridae
Gene: Crtac1
Product: cartilage acidic protein 1
Exons: 15
Coding region: 186-2108 (640 amino acids)
Biological process (GO): axonal fasciculation
Molecular function (GO): calcium ion binding
Source: RefSeq, a predicted model, not a curated record
GGACUACGAAGGCGGCGACGCUGCUCCCAACUUGCCAAGAGGCGCUGGACUCGAUUGGCGCGCAGAUCCUCCCCGCGGGCUGGGGGGCAAGGCGGGCGCCGGGCUGGAGGUGGUGGAAGAGAUGGGAGCCGAGGUGUGGGCGUGACAGCCCACAGUUGGCAGAGAACGUGUUAGGGGCACAGAGGAUGGAGAUGGUCAGGAUGGCUUUGCUCCUGCUGCCGCCCCUGUGGCUUCUGCCUCUCACUGGGGGAUCCCAGAGGGCUGAGCCCAUGUUCACUGCAGUCACCAACUCAGUUCUGCCCCCUGACUAUGACAGCAACCCCACCCAGCUCAACUAUGGAGUGGCAGUGACAGAUGUGGACCACGAUGGGGACUUCGAGAUCGUUGUGGCAGGGUACAACGGCCCCAACCUGGUUCUGAAGUACAAUCGAGCCCAGAAUCGGCUAGUGAACAUUGCAGUGGACGAGCGCACCUCACCCUACUACGCUCUGAGGGACCGGCAGGGGAACGCCAUUGGUGUCACAGCCUGUGACAUCGAUGGGGAUGGUCGUGAGGAGAUCUACUUUCUCAACACCAAUAACGCCUUCUCAGGUGUGGCCACAUACACAGACAAGUUGUUCAAAUUCCGAAAUAACCGGUGGGAAGACAUCCUGAGUGAUGACGUCAAUGUGGCCCGUGGAGUGGCCAGCCUCUUUGCGGGACGCUCAGUGGCCUGUGUGGACAGGACGGGCUCUGGACUAUACUCUAUCUACAUAGCGAACUAUGCCUACGGUGAUGUGGGGCCUGAUGCCCUCAUCGAAAUGGACCCUGAGGCCAGUGACCUGUCCAGAGGGAUCCUGGCACUCAGGGACGUGGCUGCUGAGGCUGGGGUCAGCAAGUACACAGCGGGCCGGGGUGUCAGCGUGGGCCCCAUUCUCAGCAACAGUGCCUCAGAUAUCUUCUGUGACAAUGAGAAUGGACCCAACUUCCUCUUCCACAACCAAGGCAAUGGCACCUUUGUGGAUGCUGCAGCUAGUGCCGGUGUAGACGACCCUCAUCAGCAUGGCCGAGGUGUGGCCCUGGCAGAUUUCAACCGUGACGGGAAAGUAGAUAUCGUCUAUGGCAACUGGAAUGGCCCACACCGCCUCUAUCUGCAGAUGAGUGCUCACGGGAAGGUCCGAUUUAGGGAUAUCGCUUCACCCAAGUUCUCCAUGCCUUCCCCGGUCCGGACUGUCAUUGCUGCUGACUUCGACAAUGACCAGGAACUGGAAGUCUUCUUCAACAACAUUGCCUACCGAAGCUCCUCAGCCAAUCGCCUCUUCCGUGUUAUCCGCAGGGAGCACGGGGACCCUCUCAUCGAGGAGCUCAAUCCUGGGGAUGCCUUAGAGCCUGAGGGCCGGGGUACAGGGGGUGUAGUGACUGACUUCGACGGCGAUGGGAUGCUGGACCUCAUCUUGUCACAUGGGGAGUCCAUGGCUCAGCCGCUGUCUGUCUUCCGGGGAAAUCAGGGCUUCAGCAACAACUGGUUGCGUGUGGUGCCUCGCACCCGGUUCGGGGCCUUUGCCAGGGGCGCCAAGGUUGUACUCUACACCAAGAAGAGUGGGGCGCACCUACGGAUCAUUGACGGGGGCUCCGGCUACCUGUGUGAGAUGGAGCCAGUGGCACACUUUGGCCUGGGAAGGGAUGAAGCCAGCAGCGUGGAGGUCACGUGGCCAGAUGGCAAGAUGGUGAGCCGAAGUGUGGCCAGCGGAGAGAUGAACUCAGUGUUGGAAAUCCUCUACCCCCGGGACGAAGACAAACUUCAGAACACAGCCCCACUAGAGUGCGGCCAAGGAUUCUCCCAGCAGGACAAUGGCCAUUGCAUGGACACCAAUGAGUGCAUCCAGUUCCCAUUUGUAUGCCCUCGAGACAAACCCGUGUGUGUCAACACCUAUGGAAGCUACAGGUGCCGGACCAAUAAAAGAUGCAAUCGGGGCUAUGAGCCCAACGAAGACGGCACAGCCUGUGUGGCUCAAGUGGCCUUUUUAGGUGGGUAUUCUUCGGCUGCCUUUAGACUCUCUGAGCCUCUCUCUCAGGUCUCGUAUCUUUCUCUAGGCCUGGGACUUUGCCUUCAGUUAUAUGCACUUUAAAUCCCAUCAAUAAAGGAAAAAAAAUCUAACAACCUUUGUGGAAAACUAUAUCUCUCCUGCUGCCUACCUCUCUCCACACCCAAUAGAUUCCGCCAUGUGCUCCUUCGAACGGACAGCAGGGGUGGCCAUCUUUGAAAAGGGAAGUUUGGGAGAUACUGAUGGGACCUUAGUUGUUGGUGAAGCCCUUCUUUGCAUGUUUUCUGAGAAAACAGAAAAGGAAAGUAUCUCCCUCUACCCCACCCCUCAUUCCGUCAGAAGAACCAAGAGAGUCCAGUCGUUUCUGUAUCUUCGUGAGCGUCUUAUUUUGCCCUUAACAAAGAUGGCUCCCAGGUGGUUGCUUGCUCAGUUGAUUCAGUAAUGUAUCAUGUGCCUGCUGACUUGGCCUGUGCUGUUGCUGCUUUGUACAACCUGAUUUCCUAUGAUUACGAAAGCCUUAUUGGGUUGGUGGUGGUGACGGGAAAGGGAAGGGUGGCCCUUUGGGACUGUCGAUAAAAAUGCUUAAGUUUGAACUUGC